AUGUACAAGCUACCUGCGAUAGAAACGGUACCGUCGCUGCCUGAAGCCGACCAGGAGCUGCUGCUGGAUCAUCUGUUUGAGCCGUGUGCCACUCUCAAGCAGCUUGUGAUCCGGGGCGCAAUCCGCCAACAGUGCCACGACUACAACGAGCUGAUUGAGCGGGUGCGGGCGGAGCUGCUGGAGCUGCUCAAGUCGGGCGACGACACGGAUCCGCGGAUCAACAGAAUCAUCGGCGCUCACCCGCGUCUGGGCGCACAGAAGGUGGACUCGUCGCACUCUCAGGCGGAGCAGAAAUCGCUGCAGGCCAGGUCGGCACAGGAGGGCCUGCGGCUCGAGAGACUCAACAAGCAGUACGAAGAAACGUUUCCAGGCCUCAUCUACGUUGUUUUUGUCAACGGACGAUCGCGGGAGGUCAUCAUGGAAAACAUGGUGGAGCGGAUCAACAGAGGAGACGUGAAAAAGGAGAGGCAGGAGGCGUUUAACGCCAUGUGUGAUAUUGCAAAGGAUCGCGCGAGCAAGUUGGAGUGA
Molecule: messenger RNA, 528 nt
Organism: Yarrowia lipolytica CLIB122
Lineage: Eukaryota; Fungi; Ascomycota; Dipodascomycetes; Dipodascales
Source: RefSeq, a predicted model, not a curated record